Messenger RNA from Symsagittifera roscoffensis, 891 nucleotides. RefSeq names its product cathepsin L-like. Gene Ontology annotation, molecular function: cysteine-type endopeptidase activity. Lineage: Eukaryota; Metazoa; Xenacoelomorpha; Acoela; Convolutidae. The coding region runs from base 1 to 891 and encodes 296 amino acids. The record is from RefSeq and is a predicted model, not a curated record. The transcript is spliced from 4 exons. Gene Ontology annotation, cellular component: lysosome.
AUGGAAUUUAGUAAAGGACACGGCAUACUUUUUGCAAAUUUCCUGCAAAACUUGAAAAAACACACUGUACCUCCGCGUCCAGACAGUUCGGCCAAAGACAAUUCAGCCGAUUUGAAGUUCAAACAAUUCAGCCAAAAUUUCAAAUUGGUUGAAUUGUCUUUGACCGAAUUGUCUGUGCGCCCUGUAGCUGACAUACAACUUCGAAAAAAGAAAAUAUAUAUUUACACCGGUAUCGAAGUUUUGCGGAGGGGUAUGGGAAUUCAAAUGCCAAUGUUUGAGUCAUUGAAGCGCAGAGAAAAGAAUCCAUGGUUCAUAAUGGUUACUGAAUUUGUGAGACCUAAGCCAAUUAAUGCCAAAAAAGAAACGCUUUUGUCUCUAAGCGAACAACAACUUGUAUCAUGUGACACGGAGUUAAGCAACAAUGGAUGCAACGGUGGCUGGCCGUUUCUAGCAACUGUUUUUCUUUAUCAUAAUCAAGCUGUUCUGGAGUCAAACUACCCGUAUGUUUCGGGUAACGGAACUGUUCCUGAAUGCCACCAUAUUUCUGAAAGAGUUCCAGUGGACAUUAGUGGCGCCGGUUUUGUGUGGAUGGAUGAGGAGAAUUUGAAGAACGCUCUUCUAACAUAUGGGCCAAUUAGCAUAGGUAUCGAUGCAACUGCAGAGUUUGUGGACUACUCAGCAAGCGAUGGUGUUUUCUUUGACACUACUUGUAAGGAAGUUGGCGCCAACCACGCGGUACUUCUUGUCGGCUACGGAACACUGGAAGGCCAGGACUACUGGCUGGUUAAAAACAGCUGGGGGGAAGAUUGGGGAUUGGACGGCUACAUUUUGAUGGCCCGAAACAAUAACAACAUGUGCGGAGUUGCAACGGCUGCUCUCUAUAUAUACUGA